This is a messenger RNA of Pteropus alecto (black flying fox), 1625 nucleotides long. It is a transcript of the gene CD48, whose product is annotated as CD48 molecule. NCBI's taxonomy places the organism in Eukaryota, Metazoa, Chordata, Mammalia, Chiroptera, Pteropodidae. The record is from RefSeq and is a predicted model, not a curated record. The transcript is spliced from 4 exons. The coding region runs from base 121 to 855 and encodes 244 amino acids.
GCUCAGUGGAAAUUUUUCUCUAACCCAGGGCCGCGAACUCAAGAGCACUGGAGCCCUCGGUCUCUUUCUAGCUUGCUUCUUGCCUGGUUCCAGCCUUCCUGGAAAGCUCUGAAGAGUAGCAUGUACUCCAAAAGGGUGAAGUGGCAACAGGCUCUGGAAAUUCUACUGCUGCUUCAUUUGUUCCUGGAGACCAGCAUUCAAGGUUGUUCAGAACAGCUGAUUGUGGUCUCUGGGAGCAAUGUGAGUCUUCAAAUCUGCAAUUUGCCUGAUAAAUACAAAAAACUCACCUGGUUUUACACUGACACCCAGAAGAUUGUAGAAUGGGAGUCCAACACGCCUAAGCCUCACUACUUCAAUUCUAAAUUUAAGGACAGAGUCACAUUCGAUCAUCAAAAUGGCACACUCCACAUCUAUAAGGUCCGAAAAGAAGACAGCAGCACCUACCUCCUGAAGAUAUUAAAGGAGGCUGGGACCGAAGAGGAACGAAAGAUCUUCCUGAAAGUGUUUGAUCCUGUAUCUAAACCUGUCAUAAAUAUUACGAAGAUAAAGGAAGUGAACAACAGCUGUUAUUUGAACCUGUCGUGUGUGGCCUGGGGCCAGUCUCUCAACUACACCUGGUAUAGGGACUCAGGGCCCUUUCCAAAAGAGCUCUGGAGUAGUAAGCUUGUGAUCAAUGUUGAGCCACAAAACUACUCCAAAUUUUACAUCUGCCAAGUCAGCAAUCCUGUGAGCAACAAGAAUCGCACAGUCUACUUCACUUCAGCCUGUGAACAGGCCCCAGCCUCUGGAGUAGCUUGGAUUGCAACAUGGCUAGUGGUCAUGGUACUCACUGCUCUUGGGUUCCUAUUGACCUGAGAUGAGCUCUCUUAACUCAAGAGUGAAACUCCAAGACUGCAAGAUCUUGCCUUCAUCAGCAACCAUGCUCUUAACCUGGACAGAAGCUCCGGCUCUAUGGAUGGAGGAAGACUGUCAUUGAGGCAUCUAUAAGGAUCUUCAAAUUAACUUUUUAAAAAGCAUGGCUAAUGUUUUAUAUCUCUCAGUUGUUUUCUAAUACAAGUGUAUAGAUACACAUGAUUCUUCCCAAGAAAAAGUGUGAUCGAUGUUGUCUUGCUUAAAUAAAUAUUUGAUUUAAUGGUCAAAGUGGAUUCCUGAAGUUGCCCCAAAUCUGUCAGACAAUGCCAGCUCCAUCAGCCUGGACAAACGAGCAUCGAGAUACUAAUGGGAAGAAAGUGGGACUGGAGGCUCCUGUGUGUCAGUAUGGCUAAGGAAUUAAUUUGCGCCGUCUCGGACUCUUGCUCCCAUGUCCAUGCCAGUCCUCCUUGGGUUCCAGCACUCCUAAAUUCCCUCUUCACCAAGUUCUGGCCUCCAUCCCUGUGGUUUGCUUUUUUCUGGCCCCUCUGAGAAAUAUACUUUUUAGAUCUCCUGGGAAUGUGGGAUCAGGCUUACUCCCCCAGAACUGAUUAUGCAGCUUCACCACAUAUGAGGGUCCCUCUCAAACUUUUCAAGGGAAGCUGAGUUCCCUCUCCUCUUUUCAUCAUUCUUGCUGUGUGGGCAGCUUUUCAAGUCUGAGUUGUGCCAUGAAAUCUAAUAAAACUAUUAAAUCGACAAAAUGUUCUCACCAGGGU